AUGUUUUUAUAUCGCAGUACACCACUGCCUGGCCACCGCUCGUUUGUUCUGUCAGCCCUACUGUCUUUGCUCUCGUUCGCUUUAGCCUCGGACUGGAUACAAUACCCAUCCAACGGAUAUGCCACCAUGACCCACUACACCCUUCCCGAGGGUUUCAUCGCAGCGUGUGGGUGCGCGAUCAACAGCACGCUGUACCCAACUGCUGCCAUGAACCAGAUGGCAUACGGAAGUAGCACAUCGUAUGGCCCUGCCUGUGGGCAAUGCUUCAACCUGACCUUGUUAGACGCGUUCACAGCCAGUCCCCCAUUUCACCCAAACACCACAAAUUCUGUGGUCGUGAAAAUCACUGAUUUGUGCCCAUACGCGGAACAGGGGUGGUGCAAUGCGACUACUUCUAGGCCAAAUGCUGGUGGCGAAUACCUCAACUUUGAUUUAUCGUGGCCGUCUGCAUCGAUACCAAGUACAUUCUUUCCGUCGGACGCUUCAUACUAUGGUUACUCAGACUUUGGUGUAUGGAACAUAAGCUAUCAGAGCGUUUCAUGUGAAUAUUGGGAAGGCUGGAAUAAUUCAGCUGCACUCGGAAGUGUAGCCAAUCUGGGCUAUGUCUCAUGUUGUCCCGAUAAUCCAAUGCUCAACUCGAACGAUACUUGUCCAUCCUACUCUGACCAAGCAGGAAUAUCGUUCGUGCCCUCUCAUCGUGCGGAGGGCAAAUCGCUGACCACGAAAUGGCCAUUAUUAGGCCAUACUUCCAUGCUGGAUCCGCGGUUACAACCGUGCCUAUGCUUCUGUCACCAAUAUUACCCAUACUGCUGUCCGUAUGCAUGUUGUAAUUCUCUCGAGUCCUACUUUAGACAUCAUGUACUAGUGUCAGUGGGCGCCGUACGGUUCUUCUCACCGAUACCCGCGUCAUUGCAUACCGGAUCUACUCCAGAGAUAAUCUGGUUUCCACGAAAUACAACGUGA
Messenger RNA from Pisolithus orientalis, 963 nucleotides. Its product is annotated as RlpA-like double-psi beta-barrel-protein domain-containing protein-containing protein. The record is from RefSeq and is a predicted model, not a curated record. The transcript has 5 exons. Lineage: Eukaryota; Fungi; Basidiomycota; Agaricomycetes; Boletales; Pisolithaceae. Bases 1 to 963 code for a protein of 320 amino acids.